This is a messenger RNA of Spirometra erinaceieuropaei, 1432 nucleotides long. NCBI's taxonomy places the organism in Eukaryota, Metazoa, Platyhelminthes, Cestoda, Diphyllobothriidea, Diphyllobothriidae. The record is from the annotation of a GenBank genome assembly.
AUGGAUCGGCAAUUCCGCUCCAAGUUUUCGAUUGACCGUUAUUUCCCUUCGUAUUUAAACACCGACGGAUCCCAAGUAAUGUUUUAUAUUUUUAACCGAAGUGAUAUUUAAGUGCUUUAGUUUUGAACAGUCAGACAGCUACCCAAGCUCCACAGAAACAUUGAAAUGCAAACAACCGUUUUACACAUACAAGGACAUCGUGCACAAUACGACAGUAAGGUUCCGCAUGCAAAAUAAACAAUUUUGCAGUCGAAAUACAUAUGUCCUCACACGGGUUAUGCACGGUACCGAAGUGGCAGCCAAGCAAUCUCCCUAAAAGCCCAAAAAGAAUUAAAUUCCCUUGACUGUCAUGGAUUAUACAAAAAAUCAAAUCAUCAUCCAAAGCCGUUGUCGAACUUUUCAUACGCUCGUGAAUUUAACGCGGCGUCCGUCAUUCGUCCCGAACUUCCGCGGAGAUUGAAUUACACGUACAGAUCGACAUUUUGUCACGACAGUGUUCUGAAACAAGUCGAUCAUUCCUCAGACAACAAAAGCUGUAGACUGAAUAGUUUUAAAGAGAAAUAUCCCCUUAUUACAUACUCGACAUCACAUGAUUCUCUUGACGCUGGUCUAUCGAAGGAAAACAAUGAACACAGGAGAUUAACUCUUACAUACCAACGAUUUUCAGAACCAAGGACCGUCAAGGCUGUCCUACGUCCUCUGUCGAUAACUGCUGAUAAACGCUGGAAAAAGCAUGACUCAAACAUUCGUUCCACGGAUUGUAGCCAUGAUUCUCACAGCUUCAAUCUGACGCGGAUUCCCCUCAUGGAAUGCUCAGCCGUAAUCCCGGGAAAAGAACCUAAACCUGGCGACGUUAUAAAAGAUAUCUAUUUGUUAUUAGAAGAAAUCGGAAAUGGAAGCUUUGGAAGAGUUUUCAGAGCCCUUAAUCAAAAACUGGGAAUUCAGUGUGCGAUCAAGUGUAUGAAGAUGUCCCCUAAAUUUGAACAAAUAAUAAGACAAGAACUACACAUACUCGAAUUUUUCAAAAAGGAGGACCCUGAUGACGACCAAAAUGUUGUCCGAUUUUACGAAAGCUUUUCAUGGAAUGGGAACAUAUGCGUCGUUUUUGAACUUUUAUGUGUUAAUCUAUAUCAGAUAAUGAGUCGAAACGGUUUUAAAGGGCUACCGUGUAUAACUGUCAAAAGAAUUUGUGCGUGCAUAUUAAAGUGUUUAAAGUUUCUUCAUAAGUAAGUUAUUGCCUGCGUUUUCAGAGGUUUAAGCUUUGUUGCAUCCACUAGCUUCAAAAUUAUUUGGCCUUUAGUAAUUUGCACGUUCUGUGCAUAUAGUUAAUUUGUGCGUUGGCAAAUUUAAUUCAUUUUAGGAACCAGAUAAUCCACUGCGAUCUCAAACCGGAGAACAUUCUAAUGAUCCGUCCUGGAUAUCCAUCGGUUAA